Plasmopara halstedii is the source of this 684-nucleotide messenger RNA. RefSeq names its product Nnf1. The coding region runs from base 1 to 684 and encodes 227 amino acids. Gene Ontology annotation, cellular component: MIS12/MIND type complex. The record is from RefSeq and is a predicted model, not a curated record. The transcript has a single exon. NCBI's taxonomy places the organism in Eukaryota, Oomycota, Peronosporomycetes, Peronosporales, Peronosporaceae.
AUGCAUCAAAUGCUUAAUGCAAUUAUGCCGUUGCUCCCAGCGUCUUCGACAGGGAAACCUGUGCGAAGGAAGCGUAUGGAGCUAAUUCUCCAGAAGGCACUUGACGUUUCGGUUCAUGAUGCAUCGCUUGUGGAUUUACGAUCAUUUUUGGAAAGUGAGUGUGGUGGAGAUGAGGAGCUAUUGGCCGCCUUCUUUUCGCCAUCAUCGCCCGAGAGCCCAGAGCAUGAUAGUGUUGAAGAAGUGGCGGCACAGGCGGUGCUAAGCUUGCGACAAAAGGUUGAAACGCUAUUUGGAUGGCUCUGUGAAACUCACGACGUGGACACAGAGCUACUGGAGCUUGAGGAUGUCAUAAAUCAGGCCGAAGAGAGACGUUUGCGUCGAGUAGAUGAGAAAGAUGCGAUAGUUCAGGAAACAUCGGAAGGGGAAAAAGACGAGCAAAAUCAGACGCAGGAAGAAACGUCGCCUGAAGCACAAAUUCGAGCAGAACGCUUGCGUGCGAAGCAGGAAGAGAAAAAGGAGCUGGAGAAUCUAGUGGCGACGCUAGAAGCCAAGAAUAAGGAUCUGCAAAAAGCUGUCGAAGAGAAACGACGUGUUGCGAUUGCAGACGUACAACGGAUGCAACGUGCAGCCAUGCAGCUAGAGGAGGCGAGCGAAUUUGCUCAAAACUAUGCUUCUUCUAUGUAG